Lactuca sativa (garden lettuce) is the source of this 871-nucleotide messenger RNA. NCBI's taxonomy places the organism in Eukaryota, Viridiplantae, Streptophyta, Magnoliopsida, Asterales, Asteraceae. The record is from RefSeq and is a predicted model, not a curated record.
UUUGAAUACAAACACCAAUACAAAAAAAUUAAGAAAGCGAUGGAUACUGGGUACAAGCAUUUCAGCCAUGCACACAACCUCGUCAUCCACCAAGCACAUGAAGCUGCCAAGAUGUCAUGCACUGGCUGCAACUCUUCGGUCAUGGGGACCAUAUACGUUUGCUGGCCAUGCAAUUUCAUGUUACACGAGCAAUGCUUUCGUGCAACCCGAUCACUAAUACAUCCGUCACACCCUUCUCAUCCUCUAACUUUAGUUCCUUAUCCAACUUAUCCCUCAAAUUCCUUUUACUGUGAUACCUGUAAACUCACCGGAAAUGGAUUAUCCUAUUCCUGUUCUGAUUGUGAAUUUGACCUUCACGUCCUUUGUGCUCAUUCUAUUACCGAUACUUCCCGUACUCAUCAACCUUCAAUGGUUCAGCCCAAUCAAAAUCAUGGUCAAGAAAUGGUUCCACAAAGUGGCCAGAAUGCUUUCCAAGCACAAAAUGUCUACCCUCCUACUAGUGUUCAUAACCCUAUUACUAAUUUCCAAUAUUCUUCCGUAGCUCCUAUUAUGCCGGUGGAAGAAUCUGCUUCUGAUCGUGAACAUAUCAAAAAAAACGAGCAAAGGCUUGAGAUUGCAAGGGAGGAGUAUAGAUUAGCUGCUCUUGGACGUCAAUAUGCCUUAGACAGCAUAUAGUUGGAUACCAAUAGUUAAUUACUCAUGAAUUGUGAUUCCAUAAGGAGAGCAUUCGUACCACACAAAUCAUAAUUCUUAAGAUAUAUUUCAUGUUUGAUAAUCAUUCUCUUCAAGUCAUUCUGUUUUAUGUUGUCAACUAGUGGCUUAAUCAGGCUAGCUUGUUAUCUAUUUGGAUCAAUUAAUGCUUGUUUCUUCA